Dichomitus squalens LYAD-421 SS1 is the source of this 1581-nucleotide messenger RNA. RefSeq lists its product as uncharacterized. The coding region runs from base 1170 to 1331 and encodes 53 amino acids. The record is from RefSeq and is a predicted model, not a curated record. NCBI's taxonomy places the organism in Eukaryota, Fungi, Basidiomycota, Agaricomycetes, Polyporales, Polyporaceae. The transcript is spliced from 2 exons.
CACAACAUGAAUUUCUACCCGUGCUACAGUUCCUCUACCGCUUUCGCCCCCUCCGAUGCCUCCAAGGCUUUCUCUCACGAAGACAGCCUGUCGCACUACGUGGCUACGUCUUCAGAGGACGUCUUCGCCGAUCUUCCACUGUUAGCUUGUGACCAAGAUUCCACCGGGUAUACAGAUGCGGAGUCGCUUCCGAGUCUAGAAUCAGAGCUGGAGACGAACGAGAGUUUAUUCCACGUCAACAUCUCAUAGACCGACGCUCAUCUCACCGACGCAUUCGUCCUCAGAACAGUGUCAACUUCCCCGGAUCCCCUCAAUACCCCGGCAUAUAGCUCAUCCUGUUACCCCGCCUAUCGCGCGAUGUUUCAAGAAUCGAGCGAGAUCGCGACUCUCUGUGCGUCCCACCCACGCCCAUCGAAUCCCCUCUUUGAAUACGACCUCGUACCUGCACUCGAUGAAGACACCUCUUCCGAGUCCACUCGUGCACACGCCGCUGGCCUUCCCCAUAUUCCCAUUUUGCCCCAUCCAGAGCCGCUUCAAGCCCUUCACAGCGCUCCUAACCUCCUCGCACCACACCGCCUCAACGCCCCCGCGUCCUCCACUGCCGCCGCUCUUCUUCGUACGAAUCGCUGGAAGUGCCCGGCACUGCUUGCACGUCCAGCGCAGUCAUCGCGUGCCGCAUAUAAUGCAGCAGAUUGACACGCUCCAACGCGUGACGGACGUCGCAACUGGGCCCGUCUCGGGUUGCCAAUUGAGUGCGCGAUCGAUGGUGGGGUGCCCGCGAAGAUCGUGAGGGAGGAGCUGGUGUUGAAUCUUGAAGGCAGGCUGAUGAUCCGAAGGUGUGAGGAGACGUGCUGUCGACGGAAUGCGUUCAUGAGGCAUCUGAGGAAGGAGGAGGGGAGGUGCUCGGAGACGCGUUGGCGGACUGGCGGCCGGGAACAGGAAGCUGAGUUGCUCUAACUUCAGCUCUACCUCGAUCACUUCAGCGGUGCCUCGAUCACUUGACUAUAACUCCCUGCCACACAAUGCGAUCGCAUCCUGAGCACUCGCAAUGCGGCGACAUCGCAAGCACCCUAUCCGUGGCACUCAUACUCAUCGAGCACCUUCGUCCUCCGCAUAUGAUGUUGGACCCACCAUUGACGAAACCUCGCCGCUUCAUGCGCCAUCACAAGAUGGCCCGCGCGCGCAGCCGGCGGGCUGCCAUCCCUCCCCUUACUCCUUCCCCUUCGCUUUCGCAGGCACUCCGGCAAGGCGCUACGGAUGUCCUCGCGGCCCAACUCCGAAACGCUUCCGCGUCCUCCACUCCUGGCUUCCUCCGCACGCCUUACCGCUGAUCCCUUCACGAAGUCUAUCAUUACAUUCCCCGAAAGUUUAGAAGUGCGCGGUCUGUGGGCGGACUGUUUGUCCACCAAUCGCACUGCGCCGGUGGUGCGGAUGGACGUCGAGGGGCGGCGCAGGCGGAACACGCUCAAUGCGUGAUGAAAUUAUAGCCAGGCCGCGUCGCCGCGGCGUGCACAAGUACUGUAGAGCGGAAGGACUGACAUGCGAUGAAUGUAGUUGUUGACCAUAAGUACCGCUGUAGAA